Molecule: messenger RNA, 1523 nt
Organism: Alosa alosa (allis shad)
Lineage: Eukaryota; Metazoa; Chordata; Actinopteri; Clupeiformes; Clupeidae
Gene: erich2
Product: glutamate-rich 2
Exons: 10
Coding region: 218-1219 (333 amino acids)
Source: RefSeq, a predicted model, not a curated record
UUGCUAUGGGAACGAAAGUUUGUUUGUCUCUCUCCAUCCACCGCUGCGUAGCUGGCUGCUUGUUGAUAGUUUGAUGCAUCUUGUGUGUGUCCAACUUUUGUCGUGCCGACGGACCUGCAGUGACAUAACUAACGAACUACUAAGUUAGCUAUUUGCUGGUAUACAUCUACUGGUAAUUUGUUUGAUUCACUGAUCGCAACUUCGCCGAGUAGGCUAGAUGAGCAGACCAACGAUACAAUGUAUCGGGACGUCCACAAAUGGUCGCUCUGAAUCAAAGGGCUCGCUCGCCACACAGUUAAACACAGUAAAUGCUGGAGGAGAGCCCGCGCCUAAUGAGUCCAUCCACAGUAAAUCACGGGCAGUGGCAAGGACUGUUCUUAAUGCAACUGGAAAAGACCAGAAAGUCACCAAAACAACCAGAUCUCCAAAAGCAAAGUUGCAUGGUACUGGAGAGCAUGCAAUAUCCCCAGCCCUGCCCCAUAAAGAUGAGACAGAGAGUGGGUGUAGAACAGUUAAACAGCCGGGCUCUGAUGCUCAGUUUCAGCCUCCAGCUUCCACUGGGUCAGCAUGUCAGGCCGAUGUAUUGAGACAGGCGAGUGCUGCGCCACGGCCGGCGAUGGUGGUGACAGAACAGCACAAAGAGCAGGUGAAUGCCCCCUCAGCCUCACGCACUACGCGUGGGGAGUGCGAUCAUAGUAGCGGCACUUCCGACAUCCAGGCUCAACUUCAGCGGGACCAAAGGCCCAGUGAGGAGGAGGAGGAGGAGGAAGUGGAGUACAGUGAGGGGCCUGUGCACACUGCUCCUUUAGAGCUUCUGGCUGAGUUCUUGAAAGCGGUGAUGGAGAAGGACUACCCGCUAUCUCAGAAGCUCUGUCAGAUGAUUCUCAUUUAUGAGCCAGAAAACCCAGAGGCAAAAGUGUUCAUGCCACUUAUUGAAGAGAGAUUACUGAUCGCACAAGAGGCAGAGGAGCAGAGGGGACAGGACGAUACAGGUUGCAGCAGUGAGGAAGAAGACGACAACCCUGAUGAUGAUGAUGAUGAUGAUGAUGAUGGUGAUGAGCAUGAUGAUGACAGUGAUGAUAGUGAAGAGCAGACGGACAACUCUGAGAGUUCCUCUUCAUCGUCCCCGUCCUCUGAAGAGGACAGCGAUGAGUUGGAGGAGGAGAAGAGAGUGAGUGAGGAGCAGGAGCGCUGUAAGAGAGCAGCGGUCAUCCCAUAGUGUUGGACAGCCGUGUCUCGGCCCAGUUUUCUCUCUGUUACUCACUUACUCCUGCUGUGUGUGUGUGCAUGCAUUUAUUUAUGUAAUAUAAUAUUAAAAACACACAGACAUAUUCACACACACAUUUAGUGUUGAAAACUGCUUUAUUCUAUUAAAAAUAAAAAAAUAAGAUGUUAAUUUGGCAAGUGGUUGAUGAGCUUUUGUUCUUCUCUUGCUAAAAGAUACAAACUUUUCACACUGCAUCACUUAAAUGACUUUAUGUGUUAUCAUCAACUACUAUUCAAUGAAACACAUCUGAACCAGC